AGUUGCUACCGCACCGCUCCACUCUCCUAGCUCCGUUCCGUCUCCGGCCGCUUCAAAGCGCGCAGGCCACCAGCCCCGGUGGAGAUUCUCCGCCGACGCUGACAACCCUCCGUGCCGUGGACGACGAUGCUGUGCCUAGCCUCCUGCUCCUCCCCGCCCUCCGUCCCGCCGCGCCCCUCCUAUCCGGCUGCGGUCCGGCCCCGUCCGGGUAUCCGGGGUGGCUCCGGCGCCGGCGGCAAUGUGCCUUCUUCACUCCGCUGGCCGUCUCCACUGAAGGCGAAUAGCAGAAUUUAUGUUGCCGAGACUGCGCGGGAAAACAAAACUGUGGCAACAGAAGAUGGUGUCGGCCACCUUCCCAUAUACGAUCUGGAUCCGAAGUUGGCAGAAUUCAAGAACCACUUCAAUUAUAGGAUGAGAAGGUACCUUUACCAGAAACAUUUGAUUGAGAAACAUGAGGGAAGCCUUGAAGAAUUCUCCAAAGGCUAUCUGAAGUUUGGGAUCAACACAGAACCUGGCGCAACUGUAUACCGGGAAUGGGCCCCUGCAGCAAUGGAAGCACAACUUGUUGGUGACUUCAACAACUGGAAUGGCUCUGAGCACAUGAUGACCAAGGAUAAUUUUGGCGUCUGGUCAAUCAAGAUUCCUCAUGUCGAUGGGAAACCUGCCAUACCUCACAAUUCCAAGGUUAAAUUUCGAUUUAGGCACGAUGAAGUAUGGGUCGAACGGAUUCCUGCGUGGAUUCGUUAUGCAAUUGUUAAUACCUCUAAAUUUGGAGCUCCUUACGAUGGUGUUCAUUGGGAUCCACCAACUAGUGAAAGGUAUGUGUUUAAGCAUCCCCGGCCACAAAAGCCUGAUACUCCACGUAUCUAUGAGGCACAUGUGGGGAUGAGUGGUGAAAAGCCUGAAGUUUACAGAGAAUUUGCAGACAAUGUGUUACCACGUAUAAGGGCGAAAAACUAUAACACGGUCCAGCUAAUGGCAAUCAUGCAACAUUCCUACUAUGCUUCUUUCGGGUAUCACGUGACGAAUUUUUUCGCGGUUAGCAGCAAAUCGGGCACUCCAGAGGACCUCAAAUAUCUUGUUGACAAGGCACAUAGUUUAGGAUUGCGUGUUCUAAUGGAUGUUGUCCAUAGCCAUGCAAGCAAAAAUGUGACGGAUGGUCUAAAUGGCUAUGAUGUUGGACAAAGCGCACAAGAGUCAUAUUUUUGCACAGGAGACAGGGGCUAUCAUAAACUGUGGGAUAGCCGUCUGUUCAACUAUACGAAUUGGGAGGUAUUAAGGUUUCUUCUUUCCAAUCUGAGAUAUUGGAUGGAUGAAUUCAUGUUUGAUGGCUUCAGAUUUGAUGGGGUUACAUCCAUGCUAUACAAUCACCAUGGCAUCAAUAUGACAUUCACUGGAAAUUAUAAGGAGUAUUUUGGUUUGGAUACCAAUGUCGAAGCAAUUAUUUACAUGAUGUUGGCUAACCAUUUAAUACACAAACUCCUGCCAGAAGCAACUAUUAUUGCAGAAGAUGUUUCUGGCAUGCCAGUUCUUUGUCAGCUGGUUGAUGAAGGUGGAGUAGGGUUUGACUAUCGCCAGGCUAUGGCUAUUCCAGAUAGAUUGAUCGACUACUUUAAGAACAAAGAUGCCUAUGAAUUUCCAAUGAGUGGAAUAUCACAGACUUUGACUAACAUGAGUGAAGAUCAGGAUGCAAUUGAAAAUACGACUGCACAACAGACGACCCCAAGAUCAACUUUUGAUGUCGUUUCUAAGAUACCAUCACACAGAAGUGCCACAAGCACGUUCCGACAUAAUGCCCAAUUAGAGACAAAUCCAUCAAAGUCGCCAACUAUUCAAGCUCUUGAGGCUCUACUGUUGGCUGAGAGACAGAGCGCAGCUGCACUCCGAGAUGCAACUGACAUAAUGAGGAGGCAAAUAGAGCAAUCGGAUGCUCUCCUCACCCGAACCAAACAAGAGAUGGAGGAAUUUAAAAAGAAGCAAGCGAAGACCGACCAGAUUCUUCGGCUUCUAUUAUCCGGAGCUCAGGGUAAUCCCACUUCUUAAAUCUUAGUUGAAAUGCUGAUUCUCUUUGUGGACUUGUCAUGUGAGGAUGUGUGUGCAUGCACCUCUUAGAUGUAUGUCAAACAUAUAUGAGUGUAAUACGGGAUGUACCAGAAAUUACUCACUCUCCAAAUUUUGUAAUAGUCAAUUCAAAUUUUGUGAUA
Messenger RNA from Hordeum vulgare subsp. vulgare (domesticated barley), 2204 nucleotides. Its product is annotated as 1,4-alpha-glucan-branching enzyme, chloroplastic/amyloplastic-like. Lineage: Eukaryota; Viridiplantae; Streptophyta; Magnoliopsida; Poales; Poaceae. Gene Ontology annotation, biological process: carbohydrate metabolic process. The transcript is spliced from 7 exons. Gene Ontology annotation, molecular function: 1,4-alpha-glucan branching enzyme activity; hydrolase activity, hydrolyzing O-glycosyl compounds. Gene Ontology annotation, cellular component: cytoplasm. The record is from RefSeq and is a predicted model, not a curated record. The coding region runs from base 127 to 2043 and encodes 638 amino acids.